Meloidogyne enterolobii is the source of this 273-nucleotide messenger RNA. The record is from the annotation of a GenBank genome assembly. NCBI's taxonomy places the organism in Eukaryota, Metazoa, Nematoda, Chromadorea, Rhabditida, Meloidogynidae.
CACUACAGUUCGACGGAUGGCCAGAUCAUAAUGUGCUCCUUCAGUAAACUCAGACGCGCAGUUUUUCGACGGCGCGUCUGCAGCCAUCGAGAUCGCCAUCAAACGACUGAUCCAGAGCAACCACUUCGUCCAAAUGUCUUCCGUCUUACGGGCUGUGCGGGACAAACGAGAGCGGGCAAUUCAAAUGAUCUUCAAGUAAGUCUCGGGGAAAAGGGUAUUUCCAGUAUUUGUUUCUCCACCGAGCAGUCAUCGACGCAGCCCCGUUUUAAAUGA